ACAUUAGCAACUGCGAUUUAAAAGCCUUUUACCAAGAUAUGACACGACCCAAGGUUAGAGUUAAAAUAUGGAGAGUGGUGUAACCACAGUGUUGUGGGCAGAACUAAUUAAUCAUCUGAAAUGCCACGAUUGCCUUUGUUGAAACUGAUGUUUACCUCAAAUCAAACAUACACAGUUAACUUAGCUAAGUUAGCCCGGUGUGGAAAUAAUGAUUUGUGCUGCCACGUUAUAGUUAACGUUACUCUACAUUAAUUUAUUUUCAGCACAGUGAGCGAACUCGUAUUAAAAAUGAACUCUGUUGUUAAACGCUUCAGAAAAAUGAAUGAAGCUCGGUCACAAAGCUGCUGCGGCAACGUGAAUGGUGCCUGCCUUUUAUUCAGUCAGAAAAUCGUUUGAAAGACUCAUUAUGGCAAGAAACAUUUUAUAAUCACACGUGUUUAUACCCUGAAUGAUGUGAACUGUCAAACCUAAAAGUCCUAAAGUGUGGUGAUGGUGCUCACUGACUUCCAGGACUCUGUUAAGGUGCCAUUUGGGUCAAAGCAGCUGGAUGCAGCCUUGUGUUUUCCUGCCUCUGUGCAAGGUGUUCACACGGCCGUCAUUCUCACGCACGGGGCUGGUGGAGACAUGAACUUCAAACAUCUGGUUUCUCUGGCACGUGCCCUGGCUUCAGGUGGCUUCAUUUGUCUCCGUUUCACAUGUAAAGGUUUAAACUUGGGCUACAGAGUGAAGGCUUACUAUGCUGCAUGGGACUACUUGAAAUCACUACAGAAGUUUACCAUAAAGCACAUAUUUGUAGGAGGCCGGUCAAUGGGAUGUCGUGCUGCCGCAGCUUUAGCCAGGCAGCUGAGUGAUGUCUCAGAGGAUGCAGUGCGGGGAGUCAUCAACCUCUCUUUCCCCCUGCACCCCCCAGGACAGACACAAGCCCAUCGACAACGGAGUGAAGAUCUCAGGGGGCUACCUGAACACAUGCCUGUGCUGUUUGUGUCAGGCACCGAGGACAACAUGUGUGACAGGGUUCUUUUUCACGGGAUGUUAAAAGAAAUGAAAGCUCAAGUUGAGGUUUUCUGGCUAAAAGGAGGCAGCCAUGGACUGACUGUGAAAGGAAGGUCUGAGGAUUCUGUGGUGGAUGAAGUGAAUUUACAAGUCCUCACCUGGAUUACGAAGCAGGGAGCAUAGAUUAAUUUAUAUUAUCUGUUUUUCUCCCACCUUUGUUUUGUUAUGUUUUACUAGUUAAAUAAAGGAUAUAUAUUUUUACACAA
Molecule: messenger RNA, 1259 nt
Organism: Micropterus salmoides (largemouth bass)
Lineage: Eukaryota; Metazoa; Chordata; Actinopteri; Centrarchiformes; Centrarchidae
Gene: tex30
Product: testis expressed 30
Exons: 4
Coding region: 490-1176 (228 amino acids)
Source: RefSeq, a predicted model, not a curated record